AUGUUGCACGAUCUGCUCACAGCCCUCCUGGGACUUGAAGGGGAUUUCAUCGUCAAGCAGCUGGUUAAGAGCGAUGGGAAUAUGGAGGGGAAGGAUGACAUUCGCCCAUCAUUCGUGUUGGCGCCGAUAGCCCUGAGUAGAUUGUCAGACUCGCAAGUCCUGUCAAUCAAACCCCUGCUCCAUAUCGCCGGGUUGUACAACAAAGUAGCGGAUGCUGUUGAAGCUGUGCUCACCUCAGUGCCUGAGCCCCAUCCAGCUCCUUAUCAUUACACUCUUGCGGCCAUCAUUGAGUCGGUUGUUCUUGAGCCCUAUAGGGACAGGAUCUGCGACAUUGAGGGCUCUCUAUUACAACAUGAUGGGCUUCUGCCAGUCACUUAUCUAGUCGCUCAACUUCGCGAUCAAACCAUCCUUCUCACGUUCUUUUCUGACCUUCUUGACGAGGCACAGUCAGUACGGGGCUGCAUCCUGCUUGAUCUCCUCUGGUCGCGCUACCACGCCUUGCCUGAGUGUUCCCCGAUUCGCCGUCCUCUCGGGUUCUGUCUCGACGCACUUGGUGAACUCUUCUCAUCAAUGUUGUCCAAAUGGGUCUCGUUCGGACAAGUCCCUAUGCUGCCUGAUGUCUUCUUUAUCACACCUAUCAGCAAAGACUACUCGGUUGUGGAGACGGAGUCCGCUAGCUCUAGUGCAGUUGAGAUUGAUCAACAGCUUAUCCCGAAGGGAAUAAUUAGUUCCUCUCUGGCCGAGAAGAUACUCCUCUGUGGCUCUGCUGUGAGGGUCCUUGGUUUGUGCGAUACCACAGACGACACGAACAAGAAUGCUGAGAACUUGAGUCGGCUAAGGCAAUUGAAUGUACUUUUCGAUGGAGAUGAUCCGAACUAUAAGAUGACAUCUCCUGGCUGCAUACGUUACAUAGAGCGAAGUGUUGAACGGGCUCGAGGAUUUCUCAAUGGGUGGCUACGCGGAACGGUGUCACCCACACUAUUGGAGCAUUUAUCGGCUGUGAGGGGCCUCUAUCUGUUGGGGGAUGGAGGCUUCUGGCAAACCUUCUUGGAAGAGUGUGCCGAGCUCACCGUAACUCGUAAAGGAAAUGUCACUGAGUACGACCUGUCAGCCGGACCCUGGCAGCUAGCUCUGGCAGAGCACUACGUUGAGACUAGCCAUCAAGCGAAUCUUGCUUCGCUCCGCCUUCUUCCUCUCGGCUUCUCGUUUGCCAGCAAACCCCUCUUCAACAUUACGAAGCAGUCAGCUGGUGCAGUUCCGGUCAUCGAUUGGGAGUUGGCUUGCAAGUCCAGCUUAUGCCUGGUCGGGACUGCAAGACUUGGUGGUCAAGUUUCGUCGUCCUCUAUCAACACAUUCACUCACCGUCGGAAAUCGUCGUUGGAUCAGCUGGCUGGUCUUCUCAGCCAAAUGGAAAGCCCUGGUAAUCGCAUGCCCAACGUGCUAGCAGCAGGGAAGUCUGUAAGCCCCGGGUAUCGCACAACAGCAGAUGACUUUCUAAGGACGCAUACUUUAACCGUCACGACUGGUGCAGUGAAGAUUGACGAGAUGACAUGCAUCUCACCAGUAGUGAGAGAGCUCAUUCCCUCUCGCAGCUCUUGCUCAGACUGGAUUAUAACGAAUCCGAGUCGAGAUCUGGAGCAAAGUACUCCAGUAGCCUCAGCUGAAGGAGCCGUCUCAGCUGUAUCAUCUCAUAGCAUAGGGCCUCAAUAUGGGCGGACGAGUGGUCCUGGUCUGGCCGCCAGUGAGAGUAGCCAUUAUACGAUUGCAUACGGACCAGAACCUACUCAUCUUGAAGGCUACGACUCAGCUGCUACUGGUGGCUCCAGAGAGUUGGAAGUUCACGGCGCUACUCAAGAUGUGGUUUCGAAGAUUUUAAAGGAGGGUCAGGAUGAGCAAUCGAAGGUGCUCUCUGCAUACGAGAAGUCCAAGGCUCUGCUAGAAAGUAUUCGCCGUCGAAAGCUCCUCCGAGCAGCAGGGNNNNUGACAAAGAUGCAUUUUGUGAUACAUCAUGUUCCAGACACAUCAUGA
This is a messenger RNA of Perkinsus marinus ATCC 50983, 2028 nucleotides long. RefSeq lists its product as hypothetical. Bases 1 to 2028 code for a protein of 675 amino acids. Gene Ontology annotation, biological process: microtubule nucleation; mitotic cell cycle; cytoplasmic microtubule organization. The record is from RefSeq and is a predicted model, not a curated record. NCBI's taxonomy places the organism in Eukaryota, Perkinsozoa, Perkinsida, Perkinsidae. Gene Ontology annotation, cellular component: spindle pole; equatorial microtubule organizing center; gamma-tubulin complex. Gene Ontology annotation, molecular function: gamma-tubulin binding; microtubule minus-end binding. The transcript is spliced from 13 exons.